AUGAAACAUAUGUUGAAAGAUUUUUCAAAUCUAUUGUUAGUAGUGCUCUGUGACUAUGUUCUCAGCGAAGUGGAGUAUCUCCUGUUGGAGCAUCCAGAUCAUGUAGCUUUCAGCAAUGACACAGUGUCUGUGGAAUAUCAGUACUACAGUGGUGGUAAUGUGACAGCAGAGCAUGUGUCCAUCCUUUUAUUGGAUGCCAGCACCAGUGAGAUAAUUGCAAGAAAACAGCUUCCUGCAAAUCAGUCCCAGGGGACGGUGGUGUUUGAGUGCUUCCAUUUCAAGAGUGCUGGUGAUUUCUUGUUCAGAAUGGUCUCUCCCAGUGACAACAGCAGUGCUGCCCAGUGGAGCACAAACAGCAUGUCUACCCUCCAUGUGGAAUGGCCUGUAUUUCACAUUGAUUUGAACAGGAGUUCAGAGGUGCUUGGGAGCUCCCUUCAGGUUGGACUUUUUACAAAUGAGCAGUUAUGUGCCAUGAACAGGACUGUGAUUUCACUGGAUGUGAUAUUCACCAGCACCCUUUAUGAAUUCAGAAGAGUAUGCUCUGAUGAGACUCUGGGCAUUAGAACUAGCAAAGGAAUCCCCCUGUCUAGAUCCCAGUGGGUAGAGUUUGAUUGCCCACCUGUCAGUCAAGAAAUAUACAUCACUGUGUUACUGAAAUCAUUAGAAACACAUUCCAUCAUUGCCUCCAUAGGACCUGUAGAUCUCCUUCACAAAUUUGGAUACAGACUAGUUGUGGCUGCAGAAGACACAUGCAAAACUUUGGUUCAGGUCUUUGUAAUCUCUCCACCAUGCACGUCUAUCAGUGGAAAAAUUGUUGUUUAUAAAGAGGCUCUCAAGCAUCCAAGUCAAAGAACAACUUGGCUCUAUGAAAACAUCCUUCAUCCUGGAGACAACAGGACAGAAUUUAACUGCACUUUGUUUGAUGUGGGGAAGAACAAAUACUGCUUUGACCUCCUCAUCUUCUCAAACCGAAGCUAUUUUCCAGCAAGAGUUAAGGAGUGUAUACUGAUCCAAAGGAAUAUGGAAACGUGGAGCCGGUGGCAGCCCUGGAGCCCAUGCAGCGUCACCUGUGGGGACGGAGUCCGGGAGCGCUUCCGAGAAUGCCUCAGCUCCUCACCGGCAAAACCAGGCUGCGCUGGAUCGCCGAGGGAGACUUCCCUAUGCUCGCUGGAGGAGUGUGUGUCUGUCCAGCCUCCCACCCCACCUUCUGUUCAGCCAGGAGAGGACCAGAAAGCAAAUAAUAUAGUUACCAUCACAGGUAUCUCGCUGUGCUUGUUCAUCAUCUUUGCCACUGUUCUUAUCACCCUCUGGAGGAAGCUCUGCAGAGCUCAGAAGUGCAGCACCGCUGUCCGACGAAACUCCGUCCAUUCCCCCGGCUUCCGGAAGAACUCAGAUGAGGAGAACAUUUGCCAAGGCAACAAGCAACGGGACAGCUUUGCUGAAGGAGGGGAUGCUCCUGUUAACAUUCCCCUAACCUACAGGCGAAGCCUCCAAUUUGCCCAAGAAGAUGAUGCCUCUGGAAGUGAAAACUUUCAGCCAAAUGCCCAAAAAAUAAUCCCUCCAAUUUUCAGCUACCGCCUGGCACAGCAGCAGCUGAAAGAGAUGAAGAAGAAAGGCCUGACAGAGACCACUAAGGUGUACCAUGUCUCUCAGAAUCCUCUCACGGACACGGUUCUUGGUGCCACCACCAUGCUUCCCCUGAGCGGGGAAAACCAAGAGGAGGCAGCGGCAAACAAAUUUCGGAUCAAAUCUCCAUUCCUGGACCAGCCAGCCAGUCAGCCCAAGUUCCUGGGAGAAGGUUCUCACCCUAGGCUGGAUUUUCCGUUCUCACAGGCCAAUCCUGCAAUGAGCCCUACCCAAACCUUGGUAAGAAGAGGUCAUUUCAAGCACCAGGAUAACAGAGUGGACUUGCCUGAGAGAGGCUGUCACAGAAACUCGCAGUUCAGAAGAACAGCCAGUUUCCAUGAAACUAAAAAGGCCAGGCCUUUCAGAGAGAGAAGCAUGUCCACUCUCACACCCCGACAGACUCCUCUCUACAACUCCAGGACCAGGACAUGGGACCAUGGUCUGGAGGACAGGACACGGCCAAAAUCAAGAAACGCUAAUCCAGCUUCUGAAAAGCUGGAUCAGCCCCACAGCACUGUGCUGGGGUGUGAACCACAGGGCCAUGGCACAAAGCCCCACAACAGGGCAGGUCCCCCAGUGAGGAAGCUGGACCUGAUCACGGAUCGCCAGCCUGCUGGUCAGGAGAGGGCAGCUGAGAAGCCUGAGCCCAGCCGAAGUAAGAGGGGCCCUUCACCUAACCCCAAAGGUGUGUGGCGGAAAGAAACCGGCCCAAAUGGCAAAGAUAAUUCCCAGAGAGGCCAAAGCGUCAGCCCUUCCCAGUAUCGAAGGGACAAGUGCCAGAGCUUCCCCCUGGACCCUGAGUUUGCCUUUUAUGACAAUUCUACUUUUGGCUUAACGGAGGCGGAGCAGCAGAUGAUCGACCUCCCUGGGUAUUUUGGCUCAAAUGAAGAAGAUGAAACAAGCACUCUGAGCAUUGAGAAGCUGGUGAUCUGA
This is a messenger RNA of Agelaius phoeniceus (red-winged blackbird), 2559 nucleotides long. It is a transcript of the gene THSD1, whose product is annotated as thrombospondin type 1 domain containing 1. NCBI's taxonomy places the organism in Eukaryota, Metazoa, Chordata, Aves, Passeriformes, Icteridae. Gene Ontology annotation, cellular component: cell surface; cell periphery. The record is from RefSeq and is a predicted model, not a curated record.